This is a messenger RNA of Salvia splendens (bonfire salvia), 762 nucleotides long. RefSeq lists its product as uncharacterized. The coding region runs from base 78 to 443 and encodes 121 amino acids. Lineage: Eukaryota; Viridiplantae; Streptophyta; Magnoliopsida; Lamiales; Lamiaceae. The record is from RefSeq and is a predicted model, not a curated record. The transcript is spliced from 2 exons.
UAGAGAGAAGCAAAACACGAUAUCUAUAUAUAGAGAGAGAAGCAAAAUCCUGCGAAGAAUUCUUCAUUCAGCUGAGGAUGUCAGAGGCGUACGAGAGGGUGAGGGGCGGAAGGCUGGCGUUCAAGGGCGGCGAGCUCGCCACCCGCGACAAAGCAAUAGACAAGAAGAAAAAGAAGAAGAAGAACAAGAGCAAGCUCCAAGACGACGCCGCUGCUCCGUCCGAGGAUCCGAGCAUCAGCGUUGUGGAUCAGGGCACGGACGCCGCCGAUGUCUACACGAUUGACCCGAUGAAGAAGAUGAAGUACGACGAGCUGUUCCCCGUCGAGACGAAGAAAUUCGGGUACGACGCCGCCAAGGCCAAGGUGAAAUCGGUCGAGGAAGCCCUAGAUGAUCGGGUGAAGAAGAAGGCCGAUCGACCAAAGGAAUGCCUAAAGAUGUUUUAACAUCUUCUUUGGGUGAUGUUUGCACUGGUGUUUUCGAUGUUACAUUUGAUGAUUUACCAAAGAUUCAUCUUUUUCUCAUGGGUUUUUGUGAUCGAAGUGUAUCACAUAUCUGGAAGGCCUUGUACAUCUCGAGGUUGAGGUUCCUUUCUGCAGCAGUUACUUGAUUUUUGAGCUUAAUCUAUUGAUGUGUUAUGUCUCAGAUUAAAUUUUUCUGUAGUAUAGCGAGUGAUAAAUUCCAUAGAUUACUGAGUGCCUAACCUGAAACUUUUUCAUUCAAGAUUUACCUCAGCUGUUAUUUAUCGAUGUUCGUUUUUGCAUA